Molecule: messenger RNA, 5232 nt
Organism: Phlebotomus papatasi
Lineage: Eukaryota; Metazoa; Arthropoda; Insecta; Diptera; Psychodidae
Exons: 2
Coding region: 1-5232 (1743 amino acids)
Biological process (GO): DNA integration
Molecular function (GO): nucleic acid binding
Source: RefSeq, a predicted model, not a curated record
AUGCCAAACAAAGGAUACAGCAAACGUAACUACAAGGGACAGCUCACGAUUGUGAAGAAUGUCAUCGAGAAAUACCAUAUAACUCCUGGGAAGUUGAAUGAACAGGGAGCUGAGGUCGAGCUGCUGGCCACCAGAGACACUCUUGAGCGCAUUGAAAAGAAAUUUCAAGCUUUACAGUCUGAGAUAAUCAAUGAAGCCCCACCGGAGACUAAGACGAAAGAACAGGAUGAAUUAUCAGCCUUUCUAGAUGAAUGCCUUGAGGUUGAAAUGACCAUCAGUACACUUUUGGCAAAAUUAACCUCAAAAUCUUCAGAGUCUACAGGCUUGAAUAUCAGUGGGGAACUUGGUGAAUCAGGCAAUGCCAGCAUUGCUUCUCUUGUUUCAUUGAUGACUCAACAGAUGAAGGAGCAAAGGCAGCAAAGAAUUAGUGAGGAGGUAAAGCUCAAAGAAAUUUUAUCUGCGCAAAGGGAGGAGUUUCAAAGAAUGUUGGAGAUAUCCAGAAGUGACUCAAUUACCAACAGAGAAGAAGAUGGUGCCAGACACAAUUCCACAGCAGAGCGUAGAGCCAAAUUGGAGCCCAUAAAGCUCCCCAUGUUCAGUGGAUCCUACGCUGAUUGGCACUCAUUUAAAAAUCUCUUCAUAUCCAGUGUGGGAAAUGACAGGACCUUGUCCAAAUCACAAAAAAUGCACUACUUACUCACGUCUACCAGCGGAGAUGCGUAUGGGCUUUUCAAAAACCUUGAGAUAACGGACUCAAAUUUCGACAUCGCUUGGGAAAGACUGGUAAAGCGCUAUGAGGACAAGAUGAUGAUCAUCACUUCACAUUUUGAGAGAUUCUUGAAGCAACCACAGAUCACCAAACCUGAUGCAGUAGCUCUGAGACAGCUUCAGGCAUCAACAACGCAGUGCUUGGAGGCAAUUGAUGCUUUAAAUGUCAACGAAAGGGAUCCUUGGUUAAUCCACCUGACCUUGAAGCACCUUGACUCCCAGACACAAGAAGCUUGGAGUGAAAAGCAGCCAGAUGGUGUUCCGACGUGGAAAGAUUUCGAUGACUUCCUCAACAAGAGAUGCCGUCAGCUCGAGUCGUGCCCACCUACCGUGCCUAAUCAACAACAACAAUCGCGCAAUUCUCAUUCAAUUGAUUCAUGUAACUAUCAGGCGUGCAAAGAAUGCUCGCAAAAACAUAAUCACCUUUUGCAUAUUGCUUUUUCAAAUGAAAAAUCAAGGUCUCAGUCAGUUGCCAUUACCACUCAGCAAGAGAGUACCACAAAUCCCUUACCUCUUGUAUUGCCAAGAAAUUCCUCUUCCACCGGUACUUCCCUAAGUAUUUCUGGAGCUGAUGGGGGAGUGAAGACUAAGGUUUUGUUUGCAACUGCGAUCGUUUCUCUCUUGGGUCCUGACAAUAUUUCACUGAAGUGCCGAGUAGUACUCGAUCCCGCCUCCCAAAUUAAUAUUAUAACGUCACGCAUGUGCCAAUGUUUAAGUUUGAAGCCAAGACGAAGUAAUCUUGUGGUAGAUGGGGUUGGAUCCAUAUCUCAGGCCAGUCAGCAUGAAGUUGAAAUAAAAAUGCGAUACCAGAGGGGUCUCGAGUUCAUAACUGAGUCACUUGAUUGUAUUGUCAUGCCCAAAGUUGUGGGAGAUCAGCCUAACUGGGAGGUGGACUUAUCACAAAUUCCCUUACCCCCAAAUCUUAAAUUGGCCGAUCCCUCUUGGCAUGUCAGUCAAAAAAUUGAUCUCCUCAUUGGCGGUGCCCAUGUUUGGCAAUAUUUCUUGAAUGAACGCCAGGAAUUAGGUGAGGGAAUGCCCAUUCUUCAGUCAAGCGUGUUCGGAUGGUUGGUUGUAGGACCAUGUCCCGAAGAGAGGGGGCCCACUGGAGCUUGUUACAUAACCACUCUCGCCAGCAUUGACCGGACAAUUAAACGAUUUUGGGAGAUUGAGGAGAUCCCUAAGGAGACAAUUAUUGAAUCUGAACAUCGCGAAGUUGAGGAGCAGUUUCGUUUGACUACUCAUAAAAAUUCAGAGGGUCGAUAUGUUGUUCAAAUUCCCCUGAAACCAAAUAUUGAAGAUCUCUCUGAUAAUAAAUUGAUUGCCACUCGUCAGUUAAACUAUCUCUUGUCCAGAUUGCCAAGGCAUCCAAGACUCUUUGCAGAAUAUGAUACCAUAUUUAAAGAGUACUUGUCACAAGGCAUCAUUGAAAGGGUUCCGCUGACUGAGUUGUCAAAUCCUUCCUAUUACCUUCCUCAUCACGCUGUGGUCAAGGAGAAUGCAGUUUCUACAAAAACUCGAAUUGUAUUCAAUGCAAGUUCUAGGACAAAGACUGGAUUAAGUUUCAAUGACUGCAUUAAAGCUUGCCCUGUAGUGCAACCUACUCUGAUUUCCAUUCUGUGGAGAUUCCGCCUGAAUGAGAUAACACUUACAUGUGAUAUAAAACAGAUGUACCUCCAGGUUGCAUUACAUUCUCCUCAUAAAGACUACCACCGAUUUUUGUGGAGGGAAGGCAGUGAGGUAAUUUAUUAUCGGUUCACGAGGGUGUGCUUCGGAGUGGCUGCAUCCCCAUUUUUGGCCACCCGGGUGUUGAAUAAGAUAGCUGAAGAUGAGAGUCAAACGUACCCCCUUGCCGCGUCAGUUUUGCGUCACAACUUUUAUGUUGAUGACUGCUUGGUUUCAGUGUCAACGGUUCAGGAGGCUUUAACAGUCAAAGAACAACUGACUGGCAUCUUGAGAACUGCUGGAAUGGAAUUAUCCAAAUUCAGAAGCAACCGUCCACAAAUUCUUGCGAACAAUGAUCACAAUGCAGAUGAUUCUGACCUUAUACUGGAUGAAGAGUCAAAAACGCUGGGUAUCAUUUGGAAUCCACGGGAAGAUGAAUUCAAGUUCCGAGUAGCAGAAGAUUUACAGUCCACUCCUGUCACUAAGAGAAACAUACUCUCAAAGAUAGCUCGGAUUUUUGACCCAUGUGGUCUGAUUGCCCCAGUAGUGACGUCAGCCAAAGUGAUUAUGCAAGUUUUGUGGAGAAAAGGGCUUGAAUGGGAUGAUGAGGUUCCGGAAUGUCUGGAUAGACAAUGGAAAGCUUUCGUGGGAGAUUUGAAAAAUGUUGACGACUUAUGCAUUCCUAGAUGGAUUUGUGCGGUAGAAAAUCCAGUGAAGAAGGAGCUUCACGCGUUUUCCGAUGCAAGCAAUCUCGCAUAUGGAGCAGCAGUGUACUUGAUAUAUGAAGACAGUAACCAUAGGCGUUGUUCUGGUUUAGUGAGUGCAAAAUCGAGGUUGAAUCCCAUUAGUUCAAAGGAUGAUCAUGCACAAUCACUUACCAUUCCAAAAGCUGAACUCAGUGGUGCUGAGUUAGCCGUACAACUGAUGUCUGCCGUAGGUGAGUCGUUGGGCAUACAGGAGAGAUAUUACUGGACAGAUGCCAAAGUUGUUCUCUACCAGAUUCACUCCAAAGCUCAUCGAGACGUUUUUGUUCGAAAUCGUGUCAUGAAAAUUCGCUCAUUUUCCACACCUUCACAAUGGAGGCAUGUGCCAACGAAGCAAAAUCCAGCUGAUGUGCUUUCCAGGGGAUGCAAAGUCUUGAAUCUUAUAUCGAACUCUCUCUGGUGGCAUGGUCCUAGUUGGCUGCAGGAAGAUAGUAGUCAAUGGCCUCCAGAAUUUUCUCCAGAAGAACAGCCUGCGCCUUCAGUUUGUACUGCAGUGCUUGAUUCUAGGACUGAUCCAAAUGCCAUCUAUAAUCAUCUCAUAGAGCAUUGCAGUUCAUUCAUCAAAGCCACCAGAGUUGUUGCAUGGGUUUCCAGAGCAGCAACCAAGUUCAAGCAACCACGAAGAAGAGUCACAAGAAGUUCUGCAAAUGCAGAUGAGUCUUUUCCAUUUCUGACGGUGACAGAAUUACAAGUGGCUGAAAAAUUCCUGAUCAAGUGGGAACAAGAGAACCAUUUGAAGACAACCUUAGAGAAAAUCCAGUCGAAUCGCAGAAACAAGGUUGAUAGAUACCUGCGAACACUUUACCCUUUUGUGGACAUUGAUGGCAUUUUGCGAGUUGGGGGAAGAAUUGAUUCCGCUCAUGAGAAUUAUGAUGCCAAAUUCCAAAUCAUUCUCCCUCACGGGAAACUGGCCGAGUGGAUUGCUGAAGCAGAGCAUGUGAGACUCCUUCACUCUGGACCUCAGGAAACUCUUUCAUCAAUUCGAAGAAGAUUCUGGCCUGUCAAGGGGAGAAGUUUGGUUCGAAGGGUAGUGCACAAAUGUGUAGUUUGUAUUCGAGCGAAACCGAAGAUGUCAGAACAACUGAUGGGAUCUCUUCCAGAGUACAGAGUUACUCUCACUAGACCCUUUUUGCACACAGGAGUUGACUUGACUGGCCAUGUUUUAAUCAAAAGAGCCCCAAGAGGAUCUGCCCAAGAAAAAGCCUAUGUUUGCAUAUUCAUAUGCAUGUGCACAAAAGCUGUUCAUUUGGAAGUUCUCACCUCGCUUUCAACGAAGGCUUUUAUCAGUGCAUUUCGAAGGUUUAUUGCGAGACGUGGCAUGCCAUCACACAUGCACAGCGACAAUGGCACCAAUUUUGUGGGGGCAUCGAAAGAACUCUAUCAGCUUCUGAAAGAACAUGCCACUCAGCAAGAAUUGUCUGAUUUGUCAUCAAGUCUUCACAUUCAAUGGCUGUUCAACCCUCCUCUAGCUCCCCACCAAGGCGGAUUAUGGGAAGCCGCAGUGAGAAGUUUUAAGCAUCAUUUCGUGCGAGUGGUAGGGCGAGCAAUAUUGACGUAUGAGGAACUAAAUACUGUUGUGAUACAGAUUGAGGCAGUGUUAAACAGCAGGCCACUGGUGGCAGUGACUGAUCAUCCAGGAGACUACAAAUGUCUUACCCCUGGAGAUUUUUUGAUUGGCCAUGCUCCAACCCAAUUGCCAAUCGGACCAGAUGAUCCUGAACAAAUAGACACUUUGAGGCGUUGGCAACUUUGCACCAAACUGAGGAAUGAUUUUGUGCGACGUUGGAAAGUCGAGUACUUACAUUCGUUACAACAACGCCAUUUAUGGAACCAAGAGAGCCCCAACAUUGCCAUAGGAGAUGUAGUAUUGCUAAAGUCGGAGUCUGCAGCAAAUGUUGAGUGGCCUAUGGGCCUUGUCGAAAGUGUACUACCAGGAAGGGAUCAGAAAGUUAGGGUGGUGGUGGUAAGAGUGAAUGGCAAAUCCUUGAAACGACCUAUUACGAAGUUAGUGAAACUUUUAAUCGAAGAAAAGCAAUAA